Messenger RNA from Malurus melanocephalus (red-backed fairy wren), 426 nucleotides. Its product is annotated as CAP-Gly domain-containing linker protein 3-like. NCBI's taxonomy places the organism in Eukaryota, Metazoa, Chordata, Aves, Passeriformes, Maluridae. Gene Ontology annotation, molecular function: microtubule plus-end binding. Gene Ontology annotation, cellular component: cytoplasm; microtubule plus-end; nucleus. The coding region runs from base 16 to 426 and encodes 136 amino acids. The transcript is spliced from 3 exons. The record is from RefSeq and is a predicted model, not a curated record. Gene Ontology annotation, biological process: cytoplasmic microtubule organization.
GCCUGGGUGGGUUUUAUGAAUGUGGGCGUGGCCUGGGUGGGUGUGGUCACCUUGGCCCCGCCCCCAGGGCACCGGAAGCGCUCGGGGGCGUGGCUGGACCGCGAGGGGCGCCGCGUGGCUCCCGGGGACGCCGUUCUGGUGGCCGGACAGCGGCAGGGACGGGCGCGGUUCUACGGACGCACCGACUUCGCACCCGGUUACUGGUUCGGGGUGGAGUUGGACACGGCGGGAGGGAAACACGACGGCUCCGUUUUUGGGGUGCGCUACUUCAGCUGCCCCCCCAAACACGGGGUCUUUGCACCCCCCUCCAGGGUCCAGAGGUAUUUUGGGGGAAAAUUGGGAGAUUUUGGGAAAAUUGGGAAAAAAUUGGGAAAAAAUCGGGUGAAAAUUGGGCGAAAAACGGCGAAAAAAUGUGGGGAAAGUUAG